Messenger RNA from Soboliphyme baturini, 426 nucleotides. The record is from the annotation of a GenBank genome assembly. Lineage: Eukaryota; Metazoa; Nematoda; Enoplea; Dioctophymatida; Soboliphymatidae.
AUGCGAGAUGGCCGCUCUGACAACGGAACAUCUAACAAAGAGAGGUAUCCGCCGCCAUCGUUGCUGCAGGUAUUACGAAUAGAGGUCGCCUUUUCGACAACGUUAUUCAUAAAUAUAAACAAGUGCGAGGGCGGACUUGACGAGGUGGUCGACGAGGAGAACGAGAACGCAAAACGGCAAGAGAAAGCGGCGGAACGACGAGGCAGCGUCAAGAUAACUUGCACACUUCACUCACCGAUCGAUCCUAAGCCUCAACGGCACCGCCAGCGGCAGCAGCAGCGGCAGCGUUUGAAACCCUCACAGACGACGACCGUCCGUCAACGAACGAUCGAUGGCUACUUGUUUACGCCAACGAACCGACGACUGGAAGAGUCGUCGAACACCGAGUCAAUGACCACAGCGAUUAAACCUCAACGAAGAGUGUGA